Molecule: messenger RNA, 1044 nt
Organism: Gymnodraco acuticeps
Lineage: Eukaryota; Metazoa; Chordata; Actinopteri; Perciformes; Bathydraconidae
Gene: nme5
Product: NME/NM23 family member 5
Exons: 5
Coding region: 326-952 (208 amino acids)
Biological process (GO): GTP biosynthetic process; UTP biosynthetic process; negative regulation of oxidative stress-induced intrinsic apoptotic signaling pathway
Molecular function (GO): nucleoside diphosphate kinase activity
Source: RefSeq, a predicted model, not a curated record
UAAGGACAAUUCAUAUUGACUAAAUUAUGCUAUUCGGUUUUAGACGAGUUGAUUAAACCGCUCGGCUUGCCGUAGGUUAGUGUUGGUAUCCUAGCAACCCAAAUGCACCACGAACGAAAGGCAAGUGAGAUUUUGGUUCUUCUGGACUUUUUAAAAAAAUAUAAAAAUACUUUGGUCAAACAACACCUAAUGUUAAAUGAUACUUCAUGUUACUAAUAUUAAGCAAAUUAUCGGUAACUCAAGAGUUUAGUUGAAGGGCCUCACGUAAAAUAUCGUAACUUUAUUAGCUAGAGGCUACAGAUGUUUGUGUAGCGUCCAGGGGAAGAUGGACGAUCCUCGAGUCUACGUGGAAAGAACUCUGGCCCUUAUAAAACCAGAUGCCGUCCGCAAAUGUGAGGAGAUUGAGGACAUUAUCCUGAAAUCUGGCUUCAUUAUCCUGCAGAAGAGGAAGAUGCAGCUAAGUCCAGAGCAAUGCAGUGACUUCUACGCAGACCAAUAUGGAAAGCUCUUCUUUCCCAGCUUGACUGCCUUCAUGAGCUCUGGUCCGAUCAUUGCCAUGACUCUCGCCCGGCACAAUGCCAUCGCCCACUGGAGGUCCAUCUUAGGGCCUGUCAACAGCACCAAGGCCAGAGAAACUCAUCCAGGGUGCCUCCGAGCAAUAUAUGGCUCUUCUGACCUUAAAAAUGCUCUCCAUGGCAGCGGGUCAUUUCAUGCAGCUGAAAGAGAGAUCAAAUUCAUGUUUCAAAAUUCUGUAAUUGAGCCUUUUUCUUCAAAACAAGCCACAGAAGAAUACCUGAGCAGCCAUGUAAACCCAACUCUGCUACGUGGACUCACUGAGCUCUGCAAGCAGAAGCCACACAGCCCAUGUAUUUGGCUUGCUGACUGGCUGAUAAACAACAACCCAAACAAGCCUCAAAUAUGUGAUGGAGCUAUUGUGGAAGAAGCCGUAUGAGAGUGAAAGAGGGGCACAUACAUAAUUUCCAACAGUUAAUUUUUAAACACACUAAUCUGUUCAGUACGGGGAAAUAAAAUGUAUUAUCCGCA